Drosophila serrata is the source of this 1101-nucleotide messenger RNA. It is a transcript of the gene Tsp42Ea, whose product is annotated as Tetraspanin 42Ea. Lineage: Eukaryota; Metazoa; Arthropoda; Insecta; Diptera; Drosophilidae. The record is from RefSeq and is a predicted model, not a curated record. Gene Ontology annotation, cellular component: plasma membrane.
AGUCUUCAUUGACAUCCACUCGCGAACGGUUCAAAAAAACGUUAGCGCGCGCAAAGCUCACUUCAGCAUACAAGCGAAGGUGAAUUAACAGCGUGUUUGCAGUUCUUCCUCCACCUCUACCAGCAGCACCCACCGAAAGUCCGAAAGCAAAAUGAGCUGCGGAAUCUCCAUGGUUAAAUACAUUCUAUUUAUAUUCAAUUUGCUCUGUUCGAUAUGCGGUAUAUUGCUGAUCGUCUUUGGAGCUCUGCUAUUCAGCAACAUCCACAAUAUCGAUGACUUUGCGGAGGCCCUGCGCACCCAGCAGGUGCCCAUAACCAUGAUUGUCCUGGGCACUAUCAUUCUACUCAUCUCCUGGUUCGGUUGCUGUGGCGCCAUCCGCGAGUCCUACUGCAUGUCUAUGACGUACUCGAUCCUGCUGUUUGUUUUGAUGAUUGGUCAGCUGGCCCUGGUCAUCUACAUGUGGGUGCAGAAGGACAAGUACUUGCAGAUCAUGGGCGAUGUGGUGGAGAAGGCCUGGGAUCGCCGCACUCGGCGUGCCGACUACAUGGAUGCCAUACAGAUCAGCAUGGAGUGCUGUGGACGCAGUGGCUAUGUCGACUACUCCUUCCAGGGCUACUUCCCGCCCUCCUGCUGCAAGGACACCAACAACUGCCGCACAGAAACCGUCUACAGGCGCGGCUGCAAGGCUGCCUUCGUUGAGUUCUGGGACAGGAAUAGCGACAUCAUCAAGUAUUCCGGCCUUGUGAUUGCGGGCAUUGAGUUUGUUGGCUUUGUAUUUGCCUGUUGCCUGGCGAACAGCAUUCGGAACUAUCGACGUCGCGCAGACUACUAAUUCUGGAAUGCGAAGGUCUUUCUAAUUUUAAUUGAAACCGAAAGUACGAAUUAUGUUGCCCAAUUUUACGAAUACUUCACCUGAUACAGAUGGCCAUUGAAAUUUAUAUAAUCUCAAGUUAUACACAGCGAAUCCCUGGACAAAUUCGAGAUGAUCCCAUUUAUAAGAUCGUUAGUUGAGAGUUUUAUUAAUUGUGCUAAUAUUUUUUACUGUACAAAAUAAUUUAUACACCAAGAGAUUGCAAUAAACGAAGCAAUUUAUUAAACAUA